Molecule: messenger RNA, 1506 nt
Organism: Penicillium pulvis
Lineage: Eukaryota; Fungi; Ascomycota; Eurotiomycetes; Eurotiales; Aspergillaceae
Product: MCT family MFS transporter
Exons: 5
Coding region: 1-1506 (501 amino acids)
Biological process (GO): transmembrane transport
Cellular component (GO): fungal-type vacuole membrane
Molecular function (GO): transmembrane transporter activity
Source: RefSeq, a predicted model, not a curated record
AUGGAUCGCCCGACCCUCCGCAUGGCCCCACUUAUCGCCGCUUGUAUAAUUUGUAUAAAGGAAGUGGUUCUUAAGCUAGGGAUUGUAGAGACGAUUUCCUCUCUCCCUAGUCUCUUUACCACGGCCAGUACGAAAAACGCCGAGGAUAUUAGUACCAUGCACGAUCUGAAGACCGACUCCGAGAAGGCUGUACAGUCAGAGUCCGGUUUCAAUGGCGGAACUGAGCGGGACCUCGGAGACGUCAGAAGCCCAAUUCCCGGCACCAAGCCUGACGAUGCCGCUAAAUUAGAAGACGCUGGCCCCCCGGAUGGCGGCACCACUGCGUGGAUUGUUGUUCUGGGAGCGUGGUGCUGCUCUUUCUCCAGCCCGGGCUGGAUCAACAGUGUGGGCAGCUUCCAGGAGUAUUACGAGGUUGGACCUCUGAAAGAAUACUCUAGCAGCACCAUUGCCUGGAUUCCGUCGCUUCAGCUCUUCUUCCUGUUUGCCUUGGGUCCUGUUGUCGGCAUAAUAUUCGACAACUACGGACCCAGGCCGCUCAUCAUUGGCGGAACACUGUUUCACGUCUUUGGGCUGAUGAUGGCUUCGUUGGCGAGAACAUACUAUCAAUUUCUCUUGUCUCAGGGAGUGUGCAGUGCGAUCGGUGUUGCGUGUUUAUACUCGCCUGCGCUUGCCUGCGUCUCAACCUGGUUUUCCAAGAAGCGCGGAACAGCUAUGGGCAUCAUGGUGACAGGCUCAUCAGUCGGCGGCGUCAUCUUUCCCAUCAUGAUCAGUCGCAUGAUCAAAAGCACCGGGUACCCCUGGGCUAUGCGGACUGCGGCCUUUCUUAUUCUUGGCCUGCAAAUCAUUGCAAUUCUCACAGUUCGCCCGAGAAUGAAGCCUGUGCCCAAGAAGAUGCCUAUCGGUCGCUUCGCUGCACCAUUCACGGAGCUCCCGUUUGCCAUGUUACUAUUGGGCAUUUUCCUCCUGACCUAUGGAAUUUUCAUCCCUAUCGACUACCUAGCUGUACAAGGUCUUGAAGAGGCACACAUGUCGGAGGAGAUGUCUCAAUACUUGGUAUCCAUCUUCAACGGCGCAAGUCUCUUUGGUCGUUUGGCCUCGGGUUAUGGCGCCGAUAGAAUCGGAAGAUGGAAUAUGUUCAUCAUCGCCUGCAGCCUCUCCGGAAUCGCCGAGUUCGCCGUCUGGAUCCCCGCCAAACACUCGUCCAUCGCCAUCGGCUUUGCCAUCAUGUUCGGCUUUGUUUCAGGAGCGUUCAUAGGUCUUUCUGGCGCCCUUCCCGUCUCGGUGUCUCCCCUACCCGAGAUUGGCUACCGACUGGGCGUGGUGUUCCUUGCCAUCUCGAUCCCCGCCCUCACUAUGGCCCCCAUAGGUGGAGCCAUCCUUCAAAAAUCGACCAACGGCUGGCUCGAUGUGAAGGUGUUUGGCGGCGUCAUGUGCCUUGCAGGAUCGGCGAUAAUUAUGAUAUCGAGGUUGCUCUAUACCGAGAAGAGACUUCUCAAGGUGUUUUGA